CGAGACUUGUGAGCGGCCAUCUUGCUACUGCCCUGACAGGUUCUCCGGUUGGGGUCACAGGGACUUUUGAGUCCGCUACCUGGACCUUCUCUGACCAUGCUAUCCCGGGUGGUUCUUUCUGCCGCCACCACAGUGGCGCCGUCUCUGAAGAACGCAGCCUUCCUAGGUCCAGGGGUAUUGCAGGCAACAAGGAUCUUUCACACAGGACAGCCAAGUCGUGCCCCUCUACCACCUCUUCCUGAAUAUGGAGGAAAAGUUCGUUUUGGACUGAUCCCUGAGGAAUUCUUCCAGUUCCUUUAUCCUAAAACUGGUGUAACAGGACCCUACAUGCUCGGAACUGGGCUUAUCUUGUAUUGUCUCUCCAAAGAAAUAUAUGUGAUUUCCGCAGAGACCUUCACUGGCAUAUCAGUAAUAGGAGUAUUUAUCUAUAUAACUAAAAAAUAUGGUGCCUCUAUUGGAGAAUUUGCUGAUAAACUCAAUGAGGAAAAAAUUGCCAAACUAGAAGCAACGAAGCAGGCUUCUAUCAAACAUAUCCAGGAUGCAAUUGAUUUGGAAAAGUCACAGCAGGCACUGGUUCAGAAGCGCCAUUACCUUUUUGAUGUCCAGAGGAAUAACAUUGCUAUGGCCUUGGAGGUUACUUACCGGGAACGGCUACAUAGAGUAUAUAAGGAGGUAAAGAAUCGCUUGGACUAUCACAUCUCUGUGCAGAAUAUGAUGCGUCGGAAGGAACAGGAGCACAUGAUAAACUGGGUGGAGAAGCACGUGGUGCAGAGCAUCUCUGCACAGCAGGAAAAGGAGACAAUUGCCAAGUGCAUUGCCGAUCUAAAGCUGCUCUCAAAGAAGGUUCAAGCACAGCCAGUUAUGUAAAUGUAUCUAUCCCAAUUGAGACAGCUAGAAGCAGUUGAUGACUAAAUGGAAACUAGUCUAUGUGACAAAAUCUUUCUGUAUUGCUGUCUACUGGAGUUAGUUUACCUGUCCUAAAAAUGAAGUUUCAGUUUCAUAUAGUAAGAGAAUGAGAUCUACUGGCCAGUCAGAUGUUCUGGACCUUCUUUCUCUGCUUUUUGAGGUGUUCCACAAUCACUUUUGAGUAAGCAGUUUUCUUUUAUUAAAACUUCCUACCUGACUAAA
Messenger RNA from Cynocephalus volans (Philippine flying lemur), 1128 nucleotides. RefSeq names its product ATP synthase peripheral stalk-membrane subunit b (gene ATP5PB). The transcript is spliced from 7 exons. Lineage: Eukaryota; Metazoa; Chordata; Mammalia; Dermoptera; Cynocephalidae. Gene Ontology annotation, biological process: proton motive force-driven ATP synthesis. The coding region runs from base 97 to 867 and encodes 256 amino acids. The record is from RefSeq and is a predicted model, not a curated record. Gene Ontology annotation, molecular function: proton-transporting ATP synthase activity, rotational mechanism.